CAGUGCAGACAACAGCUGCCUCAGGACAAACUACGGUGGCAACGACAAUUGCCGUCACGGCGAUCCCAACGACCGCUGCCCCGGUGAGGACAACAGUCGCCGAACGGCAGACAACAUCCGCCACGACGGCUGUGCAGACGACAGCGGCUGAGCUCGAAGCGACGUCCUCAGCGGUUACGACAACGGCCGGGCCGGUCCGCACGACAGCGGCCCCGGUCCGCACGACAGCGGCGCCGGUCGCGACCACCGAAGGCAGAAUUCAGUCGACUGGUGCCCAAACCGUGGGCGCCGGGCAGACCACGGCGCCACAAGUGCCGACGGUUCUUCCGCCGACGAUACCGCCCAACAACUGCCACCAGCUCAACCCUCCGCGCAAGCUGGGCGAGCAGUGGAACGAGAACGACUGCAUGCUGGCGACGUGCAUGGGCGACGGGUCGCAGGUCUCAAUGACUAAGCGGCCGUGCGUGGUACCCACACCACCCGCCUGCGAGUCGGGCCGCCCCUCGCGACGCGUCACCGACCCCGACGGCUGCUGCUACCACUGGGAGUGCGACUGCAUCUGCACGGGCUUCGGCGACACGCACAUGCAGACCUUCGACGGCGCGCGCUUCUCCUCACCGGGCAACUGUUCGUACAUCCUUGUGGAGGAGCGGGAGAAGCUCCACGACUUCACCAUCGUCGCCGACAACUUCGACUGCGUCUCGACGCCGCUGGCCUCCUCGUGCACGCGAGGCCUCGUCAUCUCCUACCAGGGCAACGUCCUGCGCGCCACCAUGACUUCCAGCGGCAAUCCCAGCGAGCGCAAGUUCAUGUUGAACGGGAAGACCAAGAAGGCACCCUUCAAUGAGCGCGGCUUCCAGGUGUCCACCGUCAAGACCGACGACAUCAUCUUCAUCAAGGACCUGCGCGUCCGCGUGCAGUUCAACGGCCUCGGCUUCCUCAUCGACCUGCCACGAGAUAUCUUCUGGGACAACACGCAGGGACAGUGCGGCACGUGCAACAACAUGCGCAAGGACGACUGCAUGGGCCGCGACGGAAUUCCGCGGGCGGCCGAGUGCUGCGCCGUGGUGGCGGGCGACUGGAUGACGGACGACCCGGACAAGCCGCAAUGCAUGCGCGUGCUGCUGCCCGCAAAGCUGAGCUGCGCCGGCGGCGCCACGCAGGCGAUGACGUGCGCCGGAGCCGACGAGUGCAACGCGCUCAUCCUGCAGACGUUCCAGUCAUGCUCCGCUGUGGUAGACCUGUCGGGCUACUUGGAGGGCUGCAAGAGCGACCACUGCAAGCCACGCACAGAGGCCCUGGACUGCGCCGGGGCCCAGCUCGCCGCGGCCGAGUGCGGCCGCGCCGGAGUGUGCGUCAACUGGCGCCCGCUCGUCCCCGACAAGUGCCCGUUUACAUGCCCUGGGAACAUGGUGUACAAGUACUGCGAGACAAAGGCUACACCUGUGUGUGGCCUGGACAGAAUCGAUGCAUCGAACCUGUGGAAGGGAGAGGGCUGCUACUGCGGGGACGGACAGCAGCUGCUGCAGGCCGGAUCCUCCACCUGCGUGACCACGUGUCCAGAGUGUUGGUCAGACAGCGGUGAACCGAAAUACGUCGGGGACCAAUGGAAGGAGGGCUGCGAACAGUGCGAGUGCCUGGAGGGAGGCAACGUGGAGCGCACGGCGCUGCCCUGCAAGCUGCCCACUAUCACCUGCCCCAUCGGGGUCAACCUGGUCCCAGCGCCCACCCCCAUCACGGAGGACAUCAUCACCACCACAUGCUGCCCCCGCGUGGAGUGCGCUGCCUGCAGACACAGCGGCUCCGUCUAUCAGGUCGGCGACACGUGGACAGACAACAACGACAUGUGCCUUCGUUUCUCCUGCACCGCCGUCAGCGGCUCGGCCGCCAUCGUCGAGAAGAUGAUCACCUGCGCGCCAUUCGACUUCAGCAAGUGCAAGUCGGACCCCAUCUACGAUGACUUUGGAUGCUGUCCUCUGUCAUGUGAGAAAGACCCGGAUGCGUCCAUCACCAAGUGCGAGGUGCUGACGUCCUUGGAGAAGAUCCAGGUGGAUAGCUGCGUGUCCGACGACAUCUCCCUGAGCCACUGCAGCGGAAUGUGCCUCUCCCUUUCCCGGCUGAACUACCAUACGGGCGGCAUCGCCCACGAGUGCAAGUGUUGCCAGGAGACGGUGACAGAGCAGCGGUCCGUUCCGCUGCGGUGCACCAACGGCACCGUCCUGGAGUACUCCUACAAGUACAUCCGCGAGUGCAACUGCGAGUUCUGCCAAUGAACGCCGGCCCGCAACGACAACAACGACGACGACAACGACGA
This is a messenger RNA of Lethenteron reissneri (Far Eastern brook lamprey), 2314 nucleotides long. Its product is annotated as intestinal mucin-like protein. Gene Ontology annotation, molecular function: protein binding. NCBI's taxonomy places the organism in Eukaryota, Metazoa, Chordata, Hyperoartia, Petromyzontiformes, Petromyzontidae. The record is from RefSeq and is a predicted model, not a curated record.